Messenger RNA from Lolium perenne, 1028 nucleotides. RefSeq lists its product as uncharacterized. The record is from RefSeq and is a predicted model, not a curated record. Gene Ontology annotation, molecular function: ubiquitin binding. Gene Ontology annotation, cellular component: ESCRT I complex. Gene Ontology annotation, biological process: ubiquitin-dependent protein catabolic process via the multivesicular body sorting pathway. Lineage: Eukaryota; Viridiplantae; Streptophyta; Magnoliopsida; Poales; Poaceae.
UCUUUCCCUCAAGAAAAAAACCAGACCUUUCUUCUCCGACGAACACGACUCCUCCAGUCACGCCCAACCCGCGUCCCUCGACCGAUUGAUUGCCGGACGACUCCACCACCACCGGCGCCGGCACCGAUGGAGUACGAAUUCCGCGGCCGGUCGGGCUCCGGAUCCUACGCCGCCGGCGGUGGCGGUGGCGGCUCGUCCCUCUACCCGCGCGUCGGCCAGCCCUCCCACGGCGCCGCCGCCCCACCGCAGCGGGCCGCGCCGUACCACCACGUCACCGCGCAUCCCUCAUCCCCCGCCGCCCCGGCCCCAGCUCCCGCUCCUUCCUCCUCUGCAUCGAUGGGCAUACAAGUUAUUAUAAAGCCAGAAUAUCGGAUAACCCCUCCUCCUCAGUUGGCACCGCAGAUGGUAGAAAUUCCCCGCAGCACCUUUAACUUUGAUUUUGAGUAUGAGAGAAAGAUUCUUGCGGAGGCAGAGAAGGAGAACCCCAACUGGGGCAAGUUUGUGGUAGAAAGAAAGACACCACUACCACCACAACAGCAGCAGCAACAACAACCACUGACACCAAGAGGGCCAAGACACACAACUCCCACUACUUCUACGGUUGCACCAGUAGAUCCAGUUGUGGAGAAGUAUAUCUCCAUGGGGCUUGGACGUGAAGCUGUGUCAUUUGCUGUGUUAAAUUAUGGAGAUAAUCCAACAAAGGUGAAGGAGUUUGUGAAAUCCUACAACGACCUCCACGAGAUGGGCUUCACCACCGGGAACGUCCCCGAGUUGUUGGCGAUCCACGACAACGACCCUGACAAAGUUAUCCAGCACUUGCUCAGCUCACCAUAGUCCAGCACGAGAGUACAGCUUCUACACGUAUGUACAGGUCCCAUCCUAUGCUGCUCAACAGUAUUGUACUACUACAUACAUUAUGCGUGGAACUUGUAAUGCAGUAUGGAACGGUUCUAGCUGACGCAUCAAACCGAUUGCCACGUGGUGUGUAAGGAUCUUUCGUCAUGAUUCGUUGGUUUUUCGGUUUUCCA